AUGAAAACGGAAACCUUCAUCUUGGGCCUGUUGGCUCUUAUUUCAUAUUUUAUGCCUGGUGAGAGUCAUCACAUCCAAUCAAAACCACAGUCAUUCCAAAGGCCAUGGAAUAACUACAGAGACUAUCGACAAGCCUUUCCUAACUACGGAAGACAUGGUCAAGAUAGAUAUUAUUUCCAUGAUUCACAGAAACAUCAAGCUAAAAAACCUUACAUUUCACCAAUUAAAUAUCCACAGCCUAACAUUUGCCCUCCAGGAACUAAAAUGUUAAUAUUACAUCAAUAUCCCCAUAGGUUUCUAUGCUUUCCUAAAAAACAGUUAAUCCCUGACAAAGCAAAAACAAAUGCAACCACACCAGCACCAACAACCAAUCCUACCACAAAUGCAACCACACCUACCACAAAUUCAACCACACCAGCACCAACCAACAAUCCUAACACAAAUUCAACCACACCAGCACCGACCACCAAUCCUACCACAAAUGCAACCACACCUAGCACAAAUGCAACCACACCAGCACCAACCAACAAUCCUAGCACAAAUUCAACCACACAAGCACCGACCAACAAUCCUAACACAAAUGCAACCACAUCUACCACAAAUUCAAACACACCAGCACCAACCAACAAUCCUACCACAACUUCAACCACACCAGCAUCGACCACCAAACCUACCACAACAGAACCUACUACUUCACCUAAACCUAGCACCUCAACAGCCAUACCUACACCAACUGAGUCUGCUAACAGCUCUCCCUCUACUACAUCUAGUACUACCAUCCAAACUACAACUCCGUCACUUAGACAACGUUUUCGGGAGCUCUUUCAGGAAUUCCUUCAGCAGUGGUUUGGUUAA
Arvicanthis niloticus (Nile rat) is the source of this 855-nucleotide messenger RNA. RefSeq lists its product as uncharacterized. Lineage: Eukaryota; Metazoa; Chordata; Mammalia; Rodentia; Muridae. The record is from RefSeq and is a predicted model, not a curated record.